Coniophora puteana RWD-64-598 SS2 is the source of this 1620-nucleotide messenger RNA. RefSeq names its product cytochrome P450. The record is from RefSeq and is a predicted model, not a curated record. The coding region runs from base 4 to 1524 and encodes 506 amino acids. NCBI's taxonomy places the organism in Eukaryota, Fungi, Basidiomycota, Agaricomycetes, Boletales, Coniophoraceae. The transcript is spliced from 10 exons. Gene Ontology annotation, molecular function: oxidoreductase activity, acting on paired donors, with incorporation or reduction of molecular oxygen; heme binding; monooxygenase activity.
UUAAUGCUUUUGGUUGGAGCAUACUGUCUCAAGCGCCUCGCGAGCUCAAGGAAGAGGUCGUUGCCGCUCCCACCUGGGCCAAGGCCGCUUCCGAUUAUUGGGAAUCUUCUUGACGUCCCUUCCGAAUCUCCGUGGCUGACUUUCGCUGAAUGGAAACACCGCUUCGGCCCGGUAUCCUCUGUCUCCAUCCUGGGCCAACGCACUGUCAUCCUCAACACCCUUGCAAGCAGCACCGCGUUCUUCGACAAGCGCGGCGCUGCUUACUCAGACCGCCCGCAGCCGACGAUGGCAUGCGAGCUCGUCGGGUAUAAGGACAGAUUGAUGAUCUUCCUCAAUUAUGACGCUCAGUUCAAGCACUUCCGCACGCUCAUUCGGCCCGUCAUGGGAUCGCGUGCGGCAGUCGCGCAGUAUGGUCGGGAAUUGGAGAGGGAGGCGAGGAGAUUUGUGCGGGAUGCCAUGACGUUGGAGAACGAGGAAGAUUCUAGAGAGCUGGAGGUACUUAUUCGAAGAACGGCGGGUUCAAUCAUCUUGAAGAUCACGUACGGAUAUGAAGUCCAAGGAGCAAACGACAGACUUGUGAAGGUGGUUGAAGAGGCCAUGUCACAUUUCGCACAUGUUACUACGCCUGGAGCGUUCCUCGUGGAUAGUAUACCUUUCUUGAAGUACAUUCCCGAAUGGAUACCUGGAAUGUCGUUCAAACGAACUGCCAAACACUAUGCACAGUCCUUCACGAAGAUGAUUGAGUAUCCAUACCGUACUGUGAAGGAACGAAUGGCCACGGAGGAUGCACCUCCCUCCUAUGUCUCAAACUUGCUCUCUGAAAGGCCAGACAUUGACGUAUCAGAGGAGAACGACAUCAAGCUAUCUGCUAUGGCGCUAUACGCAGGGGGCGCUGAUACCACCGUAUCGGCAGUCCAUAGUUUCUUCCUUGCGAUGACGCUUCAUCCCUCCAUCCAGCGCAAAGCGCAAGAGGAGGUCGACGCCAUCGUGGGUGCGGAUAGGCUCCCGACAUUUGAGGACCUUGAGCACUUGUCAUAUGUAGAUGCGGUGUGUAAGGAAGUGUUGAGGUGGCUUCCUGUCGUGCCUUUGAAAGAGUCGAUACCGCAUAUAUCAACGGCGGACGACGUAUACGAGGGGAUGAUCAUUCCAAAGGGGACGCAACUGAUUGCGAAUCUGUGGGAAAUGUUGCACGACGAGGAGACCUACCCGGAUCCGCACACGUUCAACCCCGAACGCUUCUUCGGUUCAGGUGCAGACGGGAACCCCCAACUCGAUCCGCGCACGAUCUGCUUUGGGUUCGGGCGGAGGAUAUGCCCUGGUCUACAUCUUGCGUAUCCGUCGAUGAUGCUUGAGGCUGCGACGGCGCUCGCGACGCUCAAUAUCGGCAGGGCGACCGACAAAGACAAAAAUGAGAUCGUACCAGAGGUUAAUAUUCUUCCUGGUACGAUAUGUCAUCCUAUCCCUUUCAAGUGCAAAGUUACCGCUAGGUCCGAGGAAGCGCGGGACCUCGUGCAGGAGAUUUAGAGGCGCGCUGCCUGAAAGAGGAGCUGAGCGCUGAAGUAGGCUGGUUUUUGAACGAUCCGGAUAGGGAUUUGGUUCGAUCGAGGUUCUAAUUUGAGC